Molecule: messenger RNA, 677 nt
Organism: Carya illinoinensis
Lineage: Eukaryota; Viridiplantae; Streptophyta; Magnoliopsida; Fagales; Juglandaceae
Product: 60S ribosomal protein L32-1
Exons: 4
Coding region: 99-500 (133 amino acids)
Biological process (GO): translation
Cellular component (GO): ribosome; cytosolic large ribosomal subunit
Molecular function (GO): structural constituent of ribosome
Source: RefSeq, a predicted model, not a curated record
UCUUCAAUAUAUAUAUCGUCGUUUAAAACCCUAGUUAUUCAUCUACACCGCAUUGGGGUUUGCAGUACCGGUGGCAGCUCUGAGUUACUACCUAAACAAUGGCUGUUCCUUUGCUGACAAAGAAGAUUGUGAAAAAGCGUGUCAAGAAGUUCAAGCGGCCGCAAAGUGACCGGAAAAUUUCUGUCAAGACAAACUGGCGAAGGCCUAAGGGUAUUGAUUCACGUGUCAGGAGAAAGUUCAAAGGAUGCACUCUGAUGCCCAAUGUUGGUUAUGGCUCUGACAAGAAAACCCGCCACUAUCUUCCCAAUGGAUUCAAGAAAUUCGUUGUUCACAAUGUCUCAGAACUGGAACUUCUUAUGAUGCACAACAGAACCUACUGUGCCGAGAUAGCACACAACGUUUCAACCCGGAAGAGGAAGGAGAUCGUUGAGCGUGCUGCACAGUUGGAUGUUGUUGUUACGAACAAACUGGCCAGGUUGCGUAGCCAGGAGGAUGAGUGAGCUUGAUGCAGACUCGUAUUGUUUUGGAUUAUAAUUUGCGGAGUAUUUUGUUUUGGAUGAAUGGAUGCGAAUCAAAAACUGUUUCCUGCUUGAGUCAGUUUAGUUGACAAUUUUAAAUUCCGAUUUCUUUUCUCCGAUGAUAUAUUUUUAUGUCAAUUUAUUUUUGCUUCUAAGUUA